AUGGAUGUACUCGUAUCUACCAUAAGCAUACAGUACAGUGCAGCGCAUUUAAUUUCAGCGCUUUUUCGAAAGUCUGACUACAACCUUCUGCGUAACAUCUUCCUACAGAUAUUCAAGAGGAAUAAGUUUGACCUCUCUAUGAAACUUGACUGGGAGAAGACAGGAGAGUAUGGGAGUCUGUACAGCUGGAACACAUGCUCACUCCCACGAGUUACUUCGAAGGAUAACACGGUUGUUACACUCGAACAACUGCUGAAAAUUCCCAAAAAUUUGCCUGAAAUUACAGAAGAGAUGGCGAUGAGGACACAAGAGAAGGAGUGGUGUGCAACAAUUUCGUCCCAUGACGAUACACUUGAUGACAGCAAGAAAAGCCAACGAGAUUUAAAUACGGCUACGGAAUCGCAAGGUCCCUUGAAACCGACAAUGUCGUAUGAAAAUAUUAGAAAGCAGCAUGUCCCUCCCAGAUACUACUCUGCCGAGAAAGAUCGAGCGAAUAAAUCAAAAAAAGUGAUACUGUUGAAAUAUGAACCUUCACCGGAACUAAAGUUGGCAAGUACUGAAAAGAAAAUCAAAGAGGAAGCUGAAGGAGAGAGUGCAUUUAAAAAAGAGAACGCCGCACAGAAGAAGCAACCGAAUACCGGAAAGGAAACACCCAAGCAACUACAAAAGACACACGCUGAGAUCCAGUAA
This is a messenger RNA of Necator americanus (New World hookworm), 690 nucleotides long. RefSeq lists its product as uncharacterized. NCBI's taxonomy places the organism in Eukaryota, Metazoa, Nematoda, Chromadorea, Rhabditida, Ancylostomatidae. The transcript is spliced from 8 exons. The record is from RefSeq and is a predicted model, not a curated record. The coding region runs from base 1 to 690 and encodes 229 amino acids.